Spodoptera exigua (beet armyworm) is the source of this 1486-nucleotide messenger RNA. The record is from the annotation of a GenBank genome assembly. Lineage: Eukaryota; Metazoa; Arthropoda; Insecta; Lepidoptera; Noctuidae.
CAUAAGAAUAUUUUAUAAACAAAAUCUUUUCAUAAUAAUGUUUACAAAUCCAAAAAUAUGUCACAUGUAAGACGUAUUCAAUUUAGUAUAUUUUUACGUAAGUAUAUCCCAUUAUUUUUAUCUCUACACAGGUUAAACUUAGUAAGCGUAUCAAACUACAAUAUAGUUUACAUGCAAAAGAGGUUUACAAAGUGAUCCUACGAGCGGAGGAAAUGAGAAUGAAAUUCUAGGAGCUUUCGGCAACAUAAUCACAUUGUUACGUAUAAACCGAAAAGCUGUUUUGUAACCGUUUUAUUAUGUUGCAAUUUUAUCAAGCUGGUUUAAUUAUAACAUGGGUAGGAAAGUGAUGAGAACGUUUUUGUUAUGCUAUAGUUUUUACUAUUGUUUGUAUUAAAUAUGUAGAACUGGACCUUUUCCUUUAUUUUUUGCCAUAUUUAUUUAUAUAUGAUUUGCAACUAAGUAAUUAUAGGUGUACUAAAUAUGUGAUCUAAAAAUGAAAUCAAAAGUGUGGAAGUAAAAGCUAAAACAAUUCGGUACCAAGGCGGUUAUUAACACCAGGACAGCAUAAGUAUUUCGAAUGUCUGGUAAUAGUAAUAUUUUUGUCACAAAAGGAAAGGUAGAGUACGGGUUGAUUUGUCGACUUGACAGAUUUUUUCACUUCUUAGUGAGCCGCGUUUUAUUUAGAUGUAAAAUUCACGUUGGCUAGAGACCAAAAUGGAGCAGAAUGUUGGCGAUCUCGAAUUUUCUAUUGUCCGGAAUCCGGAUACGAGUGUCAGUGACCUUUAACUUAAAACCGUUCGAUGUGAUAAUUUUCGAGAGUUUAAACUUAAAAUAAAAGGAAAAAUAAUUUGAAUGUGUAUGCGAGUUUACUUUUUGUGACAUAGAUACUUACACAUUUUCUUUAAUGCUGUCUGGCUUCCUGUUCAUACCUGUCAUAAGUAGUGCGGCAUUUAUUAUACAGUAGUAUUGGGAUUGUAUCGUUAACUUCUAACUUUCUUUUGGGUUAUUUUAUUGUAUUAAUAAAUUUCUGUUUUCUAAACUUAUGGUAAAACGUAUUAAACAGGACAAGGGCCUUUCAUAGAUUAAAGAUUCACUUUUUAUUUUUGCCUAUUGGUCAGGGUUUUUUUUUGUGAGGGGAAAAUCAUCAAAUGACUUCUCCCGCCCAGGGCCGGGCAGGAGGGAGUGUCAGACUCUUACUGAUUAAAAACCCCCCUGUUCCUUCUUCUGCUCUGUGCCGAGGUCGCGGGGUGAAAAACGGUGACUAUGCUCUAUUACAUAAGAUCCAAUAUUGGUUACCUUAUCUUGUUGACAAGAGAACUAUUUGUUUGUUACUUGAUCUUGACUUACAUUUUGCAAUCCAGAUUAGAUAUCUAGAGACUGUUGAUCUAAUAGGUAAGAUAGCAAGUUCUCAAGUUCGACGUUUUCAAAUUUUACCUACUCCUAUCAAUGAUUAGGUGAUUUUGAAUUUAAAAAGUUUAAAAAUAAA